Messenger RNA from Calliphora vicina (urban bluebottle blowfly), 3412 nucleotides. It is a transcript of the gene Rac1, whose product is annotated as ras-related protein Rac1. The transcript has a single exon. Gene Ontology annotation, cellular component: cell projection; cytoplasmic vesicle; cytoskeleton. The coding region runs from base 210 to 788 and encodes 192 amino acids. Gene Ontology annotation, molecular function: GTP binding; GTPase activity; protein kinase binding. Gene Ontology annotation, biological process: cortical cytoskeleton organization; regulation of cell shape; small GTPase-mediated signal transduction. The record is from RefSeq and is a predicted model, not a curated record. NCBI's taxonomy places the organism in Eukaryota, Metazoa, Arthropoda, Insecta, Diptera, Calliphoridae.
AAAGUGAAAAAUUGUUUCUCUACUGUGCAAAAAAAUAAAAGAAGAAAAAUUAAGAAAAUUUUAGAUAUUUUAUACUUAAAAGUUACAAAUUUUAUUUUUUAAUUUAUUAAAAACCAAAGCACACUGCAAUAAACACAAAUUUUCCGUUGAUAAGCUCAACAGUUUCGAAAAGUUCUAAUAAGAAAAACGACGAAUAAGGAAAAUCUAAAAUGCAAGCAAUCAAGUGCGUCGUGGUGGGUGACGGUGCAGUCGGUAAGACCUGUCUACUCAUCAGCUAUACGACAAAUGCUUUUCCGGGAGAAUAUAUACCCACCGUUUUCGACAACUACUCGGCCAAUGUUAUGGUAGAUGCUAAACCCAUCAAUCUGGGCCUCUGGGAUACAGCUGGCCAGGAAGAUUACGAUCGUCUGCGUCCACUGUCGUAUCCUCAGACAGAUGUGUUUUUAAUUUGUUUCUCGUUGGUGAAUCCAGCUUCAUUCGAGAAUGUACGAGCCAAAUGGUAUCCAGAGGUACGCCAUCACUGCCCCAAUACACCCAUUAUAUUAGUGGGUACUAAAUUGGAUUUACGAGAUGACAAGAACACCAUUGAAAAGUUGCGUGAUAAGAAACUGGCACCGAUAACCUAUCCACAGGGUUUGGCUAUGGCUAAAGAAAUCGGAGCUGUCAAGUAUUUAGAGUGUUCAGCUUUGACACAAAAAGGCUUAAAGACUGUAUUCGAUGAAGCUAUACGUUCAGUAUUGUGUCCAGUUUUGCAGCCCAAGUCCAAACGUAAAUGUACGUUACUAUAAUUUCACAAAAAAUCUGGAAAUUCUUAAAAAAAAGCACACUCUAACGCAAAAAAAAAUAAAUAACACAACAAAACAACAUACUUUGAAACAAAGAAAAUAUAUAUAAAAAAAAACACUAAUAUAGAAAGGAACAAAAGGAAGCGUUCUUAAAACUAGAAGGAAGGACGGACGACAGUAUACAACACAAGUAAAGGAGAAAAUGUAAACCGCCAGCCAAUAUUUAUAUAAAAAAAACAAUACCAACUUUUUUGUACACUAAAUGUAGCAAUAGUCAAUAAAUGAAGUCAAUAUGGUCUUCCAGACCUUGAUAAACUAAACAUUGUCACCAGGUCAACGUGUUUUAACGUUAAAACAAAUCACACCAAAAUCCAAACAAUGUCCAACAUUUUUCAACAAAAUCUUAUUAUGCCACCACUCACUACUCAGCUAAACAAAAGGAUAUUUAACGGGCAGACAUUUUCAUAGUCUCCUUAUAUACUAAAUAUAUGUAUUUAAGUUCUAUGACUAACCCAGUUCACAUGUGGUGUUUUUGUUGAUAAAUGUUUAUUUUUGUUUUUAAGAUCUGUAAGUUAUUGUUCUCCUAUUUUAUUGCUAGAAAUCUAUAAUAUUAGGGAAUUUUAUAUAUAAAUACAACCCAAAUUAUAGAUUUCUGGUAUCUAAAUUUGAUACUUUUGAUACUUUUUUUUCCAUAUUUGUCAGACAAAAGCUAUUUUUUAGAUAUUAUUUAUCUGUCUGUCGAUUUUUUAAGGUGUGGGAAAUUUGUUUAAAUGUUUGAAAGAAUAUAAAAUAUUUAAUACAAUUUAUAUUUUAGAUGGUAAGAUUGUUUUAACAUCCUUUAUCAUCAACUUUUUAUCUGGAAAUCGGAUAGAAAUCAUUUAUAGCCAUAUUAGGAUAUAGUAUUAACGAUGUUUAACGUCCUUUAAAAUAAUUCAAUUUUUUUUAAACAAUUUUUUUUUAUUAAUAAACAAAUUAAUAAAGUCUUGGUCAAAUUAGCAGGGUUUAUUUAGAAUUUACAACAAUACAAAAUUUUGGGGAAACACUUCCCCCUAAAUUCUUUAUAAUCCACGUUAAUAUGACUUGUAUUGGAAAACGGAAAUUUUAAUUUUUUUAGCUGAUAAAUUUAUUUUUUUGCUAUACAUUUUUUUGUUUUUUAUUCGAAAAAGCUUAUUUUUUGUGAAAACGGAUUUAAAAAUGUUUUUUUAAGAAAAUUUUAAAAGUAUUAGUCAUUUAUAUAUAUAAAAAUCGAUUUUUUUUAGAAAAUGUGAUAUUUUGUAUAAAAAAUAUGUAUUUUAAAAGAAUUUAGUUUAUUUUGGAACUUAAAAAAUUCAUUCCGGAAAAUUUUGGGAAACCCCAAUUUUUAAUUCAUAGCAAGAUUGCAGAUAAGAUAAUUAUGCAUUGGCAAAAUUAAAGCAUUUUAAACUGUUCUUUUUUAUAGUUUCCUAUUGCAACAAUUUAGUAAAAAACCUUUUUUAUUUGAAAACUUAAAGAUUUUCAAAUAAUAAACACAAGUUUUGUUUAAUAUAUAUAAACGUACAUGAAAUUUUUAUUGUAUUUAAAUUGAAAUUUGUAAUUCUAUUAAAUUACACAAUUCUUUCAAACAUUUAAAAUUUCCUUCCCUCAACCAUCAAAACACAACUAAAUUAAAACAUGCGUUUUUUAUUAUUUAUCCUAUUCUCUAUAUAUAACUCUCUCUCUAUCAAUGUGCAUUAAUUUAAAUUUAGAGUUGUACUUUUUUGUAAUUAUUUUAAUUGAUAAUAAAAAUAAAGAAAACAAACUAAUAAACUUUUUGGCUUUAUUUUUAAUUUUAUAUAUUUUUUGCUAAAAUUUAAUUUUUUUACACACCUAAGUUGCUUAUAUACCAAAUUUACAAAACUAAUGAACUUGUUUUAUUAAUUAUUUAAAACUGAACUCUUAAUAAAAACCAAGAAAAUAAUAUUGUUCUUAUGUUAAAACUAAACAAAAAAAAAUUUAAAAAAUUUAUAUCAAUUAGUAGCUCUCCAAACAAAAUAAAAAAACACACAAAUUCAAAAUAAGUUAUUAAACAAUUUUUAUAUGUAGUAGUUUUUUGCUGUUACUCGUACAAUAGUACAUCAACAUAAUGUUUGCAACCUUUUUGCUAUAAAAACCAAAACCAAAAAAAAAACUUUGCAGAACUCACUCAUACUCAUAAUAAGUAAAUAAAUAUAAACGAAAUUUUGAAACAAACAAAUAAAUAGUAUAGAAACAACACAUAAAUCAACCAACCACAUCAUACCAACCACCACUUCUUUCCAUAACAAUGAGUCAGUCAGUCAGUAUGUAAUGUAACGUUUUGAAAAACCAAGAAUUAUUGAGAAAACACACAAGAAUAAAGAAAUCAAUUAUACCAUACACAUUAAAAUAACAACUGGGCAACAAUUUUAAUGUCAUGCCUAAGAAAACAAUUUAGUAUAUUUGUGCUAAUGAAAAUUUUCCAAAAAUUAAAGAAAAAAACAAAAAAAAAAAACUUACUACUACUAUUUAAUAAUUAUAUAUGUAUUAAAAAAAUCGUAAUCGUAAAUUAAAACUAAAAAAUUGUAAUACUUUCUAAACAAAACAAAAAAAGUAAAUAAAUUUUUGUGUGGCACUUAAUGUCAAUUUAAAAA